Messenger RNA from Megalops cyprinoides (Indo-Pacific tarpon), 3129 nucleotides. RefSeq names its product MANSC domain containing 1 (gene mansc1). The coding region runs from base 577 to 2187 and encodes 536 amino acids. NCBI's taxonomy places the organism in Eukaryota, Metazoa, Chordata, Actinopteri, Elopiformes, Megalopidae. The record is from RefSeq and is a predicted model, not a curated record. The transcript is spliced from 5 exons.
CACAGCCUGGAAGCAGUCUUGGAAAAAUACUUCCUGGCAAAUGUGUUGGAACGGUCCAAGUAUGUCUCAGGGCUCCUUGAAUGGGUAACUCGCUUUGUGUACUCAAUAUUCCUGUGAUUUCAGGCGUGAAUGCCAAAUCGAAGACCUUUCGAAAUGCUCCAGCUAGGUGCAAACACCAAGAGCUACCCGCUAUAGGAAACGCUGCUGAAACAAUCGUGCGGCUAUCGUAAAACUGAAUCUGAAAUGUAUGACAGAAAUUAGGCCAAGUCUUAAAUCGGAUUGAUAGGAAAAAAACACGAUUAUCCUUCUGGAAAUAGAAAAUGCAGCGAUAGCCUAUUUUAUUUCCUACGAAUGGUAUAUGGAAUGCCUUGACAAAUACAAAGGAGAAAAGAGGGGGAAUAUCCUGCCCUGAGGAGACAGAAGAACAGUGCGUGAACUGGACUGCACGUCUUGGCCUUGGUGCCCAUCUCAUGGAAGGCAGGUCACCAGCACCUGCUUCAGGACUGCUUCAAUCUGCCUGCCCCGCCCCUGUCCUCUGAAGGCCCGUGGGUUGUCUGAGCUCUGCGGUUUGAAGCCAUGGCCUACACUCUGACCCGCCCUCGUGUCCCGAGCACACCGGCGGCCAGCCUCCUGCUCCUCGCUGUGCUCAUGGGAGCGGCUGCCUCCACCCCAGCGUCCGCCUCGGCUAUGGAGCAGUGCCUCUCCAAGCAGCACCUCAACAUGAUCGUCAAUGUCAGGCUGGCUCUGUCCGGAAAGACAACAGUCAUGGACUCAUGUGUCAGCCCGACCCAACAGACGUGUGUCCAAGAAUGCUGCUCCAAAGAGCUGGUCCCAGGUACCAGGUGCAACAUGGCUGUGUACCAACUCAACAAACCACCUGGAAGUGACAACUGUUAUUUAUUCCAUUGCCAGAGAGAGGAUGACUGCCCUCUCGUAGAAAUGAGUGGAGUAAACAGCUAUUACAUUCUUAAAGGUUUGGAUGAGUACAACCCCAGCAAUAUAACCACACUGUUGCCUGUUACAACAACCUUAACAGAAGCCACUGCUACCGUGAAAACGUCUGCACCCACCACAAAUCCAACAACUGCAGCUACCACCACAACAACCACCACCACUAUGCAACCGACCACCACUACCACUACACCAUCCACUACCACCACUCAGCCAACUACUACCACCACAGCUACUACCCCUUCAACACCAGCUACUACUACUCUAAUUAGCACUCCCACACCAAUCACCACUACCACUCUCGCAGCUACUCUUUCAACAAUGGCUGUCACCACCACAGCAGCUACCACUGCCGUAACAACAACCACUGCUACUACUCCAACUACAGCUCCCACAACACCAACUACUACAACUACUCCGACUACUACAACCACAACCCCAGCUACUACUACAACACCAGCUACUACAACCACAACACCAGCUACUACUACGACCCUGUCUACUACUACGACAACACCAGCCACUACCACUACAGCACCCACCACUGCUACUACAGUUCCAACCACGGUGACUACCAUAACCAGUACAACAGCAGAAGCCACAACCCCCACAAUGCAAGGAAUUGCCACAAGCACCACAACAACAACAGUCACACAAAUGACUACAGUUGCAAUAGCCACUAAGCCAAACACAACUACCAAAAAACAAAACAAACAUUCAAGAAAGCCAGCCGCAAAGCCAGCUUCCCAUACCGCAAAACCACUCACAGAUACUACAACCACGAAAGCAGCCGCAGCUCGUAAAAAACCGAACACAACACCGAGACCAGGCUCGGCACCCCACAAAGCCACAACCAGAAGACCCACAACUGCUCAGAAAUCUGUAACCACCGCUGCAAAACCAGCAACCACAGCCCCUGCACCAGCAACAACAACAACGGCACCAACAACAACGCCAGAACUAACAACCCAACGGACAACCACCACGCCAAGAACCGUCACAAAGAAAGUAGCCCCCCCUACUGUCAGCCCCGCCCACAAUCAGAGUUUAGUCCCUCCCCUGAAGCGAGGCGUUGACCCGCAGGGGGUGCUGAAGACCAGCCUGGCAGCCGCCGUAGUGGUAGGACUGGUGUUCUUGAGUCUUGCUGUCGCACUGCUAGGAAGAAAAGCCCUGGAGUCUUUCAAUCGACGACAUUACACCAGACUGGAGCUCAACGACCUGCAGUAUGACGUGUAAAUGACUCCCUGCCCGAAAGGACAACAAAACCAUCAGAAAGAGGUUUUUUUUUUAAAAUGGGAAUUACAUUUCUUGUAUGUUUUAAGCCACGUUUUACCAGUAAUUACAUAAAAGGGAUAGGCUGUCAUAUUUUGAAAUUUUAAAAACCACCAACAGUGGACCUUUUUAUUUGAGGGAAAACCAUUUUGGAGGGCUUAAGCAGAAAGGCGUAAACAGCAAUACCUCUAUUCCUCAAACUCAGGAACCCUUUAAAAUCUGGUCAAAAGAGAAAAAUAUGACUAAACAGAGCGAAAUCCUCCCACGGUGUGCAUCAUUUCAUAAAACAUAACUAAACCCGAACAACCCUAAACAGUUGUAGUAUAGAUCAUGUAGGUAAGAGAUCUUUCUUCGUAAAACCUACUCUUGCAUGUAAAUAUCUGUCAUCGGUAUUUCUUGGUCCAGACUGCAGUGCAACGAGGUGGUGUUCUUACUUGACUUAAUUGCCAGUCUUUUAACAGUGCAUACCUGGUUUCACAUUCUUUCAUUGUAUUGUACAGAAGUAAUAACAAAACUGUUGUGAGGAUAGCCCCAGCGAAGACACAAGAACGGUUGUUAGCUUUGUUCACUAUUCUCUUAAAUGUUUUUAAUUCACACAUUCUCUACACAUUUUAAUUCUUGCUGUUUCACUAAAAUAGCUUUAAUAGGUAGAUUACACUGACUGCACAUCAUAUUUAUUACAUUUGUGUGUGUGUUUGUGUGUAUGCGCGCGUGUGUGUAUGUAUGCUUAGAAGGAGGAUGUAAAAAUUAUUGCCUACAGGUAGGCUAAAACACAAAGGUGGGUGUCAAUUAGUUGUAAUAUUAUCAUUCACCACUGGGUGGAAGCACCUACAAAGUGAAUCACGCUAUGCCAUAUAUUGAUGCUUUAACACGCUGUGUCAAGCCUCACGAUGGAGCUAAAUAAAA